GCAGACGCAGGCGCCCGCAGCCGAGAAGCCAGAGAGAAAGUUCCCGGGGAGAGCUCGCCCCUGGGAGGGCCGACGUCGAGCCUGCUCGCCGCGAGGGUCUCAGGUCCCGCGCGUCCAGCCAGCCUUCCCGCUGCGCGCACUCGGCCGCCCGGGCUCGGCUCGCCGGGAAGCAGGGGAGCAUCGCCGGCUGGCAGCCGGGGCGGCCGCCGCCAAACUUGGAGGAGGAGGAUGCUGCGAGUGGGCACGGCGGCGCGGGGCGCGGGGGCGCACUGAGUGCUCCCACGGCGCUGCUGCCAGGGCUGUGGCCGGGCGAGCCGGCCGAAGCGGAGCGGGCAGGUAGCGGCUCUAGCGCCGGGACUGCGCCAGCCCUGCGAGCCCGGGCCGCCAGCGCCACCGUGCCGGCGUCGCCUCCUCGCCACGGAGCCAUGGUGCGCGGAGCGCGCACGCGGCGCGCGGGACUCUGAGCUCCGGCCGCGUCGCGCGUCCCCACCUUCCCAAGGGGCUCCCCCGCCGACCUCGCCCUCGGGCCAUGAGGCUUUGGCCCGGAGCUCCUCGCCUCUGAGUCGCGCACCGCCUGCUCCAGCCCCAGCGCCGCUCAGCCACUGAUUGCACUCUGGCCGCUGAAGCUCCCCAUCCUCUCCCAGGGACGGCACCCAGGCGCUCCGGGAUGGCGCUCCGCCGGACCCUCCGGCCGCUCAAAGUUCGCAGGAGGCGAGAGAUGCUGCCGCAGCAAGUCGGCUUCGUGUGCGCGGUGCUGGCCCUGGUGUGCUGUGCGUCCGGCCUCUUCGGCAGCUUGGGGCAGAAAACAGCUUCUCCUAGCAAACGUGUCCUGCCAGACACGUGGAGAAAUAGAAAGUUGAUGGCUCCAGUGAAUGGGACACAGACAGCCAAGAACUGCACAGAUCCUGCGAUUCACGAGUUCCCCACAGACCUGUUCUCCAAUAAGGAGCGACAGCACGGAGCCGUCCUGCUGCACAUCCUUGGUGCUCUGUAUAUGUUCUAUGCCUUGGCCAUAGUGUGCGAUGACUUCUUUGUUCCAUCUCUGGAGAAGAUCUGUGAGAGACUCCAUCUGAGCGAAGACGUGGCUGGAGCCACCUUCAUGGCUGCAGGAAGCUCAACGCCAGAGCUGUUUGCGUCUGUUAUUGGGGUGUUCAUCACCCACGGGGACGUCGGGGUGGGCACCAUCGUGGGCUCCGCUGUGUUCAACAUCCUGUGCAUAAUUGGAGUGUGUGGACUGUUUGCUGGCCAGGUGGUCCGUCUGACGUGGUGGGCCGUGUGCCGAGACUCCGUGUACUACACCAUCUCUGUCAUCGUGCUCAUCGUGUUCAUAUAUGAUGAACAAAUUGUGUGGUGGGAAGGCCUGGUGCUCAUCAUCUUGUAUGUGUUUUAUAUUCUGAUCAUGAAGUACAAUGUGAAGAUGCAAGCCUUUUUCACAGUCAAACAAAAGAGCAUUGCAAACAGCAACCCGGUCAACAGUGAGCUGGAGGCUGUGAAGGAGACGCCACAGUAUGGCAAGAACCCCGUGGUGAUGGUGGACGAGAUCAUGAGCUCCAGCCCUCCCAAGUUCACCUUCCCUGAAGCAGGCUUACGAAUCAUGAUCACCAAUAAGUUUGGACCCAGGACCCGACUACGGAUGGCCAGCAGGAUCAUCAUUAAUGAGCGGCAGAGACUGAUCAACUCGGCCAACGGUGUGAGCAGCAAGCCGCUUCAAAACGGGAGACACGAGAACAUUGAGAACGGGAAUGUACCUGUGGAAAACCCCGAAGACCCUCAGCAGAAUCAGGAGCAGCAGCCGCCGCCACAGCCACCACCGCCGGAGCCAGAGCCGGUGGAGGCCGACUUCCUGUCCCCCUUCUCCAUGCCGGAGGCCAGAGGGGACAAGGUCAAGUGGGUGUUCACCUGGCCCCUCAUCUUCCUCCUGUGCGUCACCAUUCCCAACUGCAGCAAGCCCCGCUGGGAGAAGUUCUUCAUGGUCACCUUCAUCACCGCCACGCUGUGGAUCGCUGUGUUCUCCUACAUCAUGGUGUGGCUGGUGACUAUUAUCGGAUACACACUUGGGAUCCCGGAUGUCAUCAUGGGCAUUACUUUCCUGGCAGCAGGGACAAGUGUUCCAGACUGCAUGGCCAGCUUAAUUGUGGCGAGACAAGGCCUUGGGGACAUGGCAGUCUCCAACACCAUAGGAAGCAACGUGUUUGACAUCCUGGUAGGACUUGGCGUACCGUGGGGCCUGCAGACCAUGGUUGUUAAUUACGGAUCAACAGUGAAGAUCAACAGCCGGGGGCUGGUCUAUUCCGUGGUCCUGUUGUUGGGCUCUGUUGCUCUCACCGUCCUCGGCAUCCACCUAAACAAGUGGCGACUGGACCGGAAGCUGGGUGUCUACGUGCUGGUUCUCUACGCCAUCUUCUUGUGCUUCUCCAUAAUGAUAGAGUUUAACGUCUUUACCUUCGUCAACUUGCCGAUGUGCCGGGAAGACGAUUAGCGCUGAGUCGCGCCCCUGGGAGCUGAUCUGGACACUCUGUGACACUGGCGUCCUCCUCUCCCCUCCUUCCCCCACCACAGGUCUCUCCUGCAUAGGCAGCCACUGUCCGUUCUUUCACACACCGGAAGGAAGAGCCAUCGUGGUCUUUGUCUGGUCACAGGCCAGGCUGCUGGGCGUCCUCCUCCUCCUUGGAGUUCCGCCCCUGCAAGGCUGGAUUUGGGGGCCAUUAUCUGAGCAGCUUCGAAGACCCCUGAGCUGCCAACCACGGAGAUGUGCCAAGCAUCUCAUCUCUCCUGCACACUUUAGUCAGAAGGACUUCUGCAUGCAGUUUGUCUUUCUGUUCUGCAGGCAGCCUCAGAAAUGAGGUCAUUUGUGAGCACAAGAUCUCAUAGGGCCCUUUUCCUGGAAAAACUGGAAGAAUGAAAAUAAUUUUUUUCUGUGGAAGAGAGAAAAUGAGUGAAUAUUCUUCUCACUUUUAUUGAUGCAUUCAGAGAAUAAGCAAUGAAAUAUUAAAAAAUGAAACAUCAUAUAGGUCAUCAUACUUGAAAACUAUCAUUCCAUAUGAAAGGAUCAUGAUACACACCAAAAAAGCAAUGAUCGUAAAGACACAAAUCCUCUGUACGCCGUCUUGCAUUGGCACUGAGGUGUUUGGUUUGGAAUAGGGAAAAAGGUAAGAGACUGACGUGGAAAGGUGCUAACUCAGAGACUGGAGAUUAUAGUUUACAGCUGUACUUUCCAGAUCUUCUAUGUGACACAAUGCACUGUCCUUGUGGGUUUGUCAAUUAUUUGUUAAUGCUCUAGUUUCAAAACCACCCUGUUGAAAGUUCCAGUUAUUUAUAUGCCCAACAAAUUUCAUAGCCUGCUGAACUGGACUGAGUGUGUCAGAAGUGCUGGUUAAUGACGAGAAGAGAGAUUGCCUGAAAAACAACAAACUGCUUUCUGGUUAGCUGAAGGCAAGUGUGAAAAUCAUAAUUUAGAAUAUUUAGAGCUAAGCUUCUGGAACCACGUAGUUUACUACACGUGACAGGCCAAGAAUGGGAGGCUGACUCAAAACUAGAUAGAAAAAUAUAAAAUAAUUUUCGACCACUUGAUAGCUCUCAAAUAUAUAUUUAAAAGAUUUAUGAAUACAAACCAUUUAUGGUUUAUGGUUUCUAAAAAAGAAAGCACAAUUAAUUUUAUAGAGAGGUUUUUUAUUUUUUUAAUAUUUCUAUUGCAAAAGUCUAUCCGAUUUGAUGCACUUUGAAUAUUGAGAUAUUUUGCACGGAUGAAUGUAUGGGAACUACCCAUGAUGAUGUAAGAGGAAAGAACAUUUUUUUGUGAUUCACCAGACAUCACUUUAAACUUGGUGAUGAGUUUAAAUCCAGUAGCUAAUCCCUUCCUGAGACUCAAAGAUCGUGACCCUGGUUGGAAUUUCUGACUGUGCUCUUUAGGGCCUCCUGAGUUUCAAAAGGAGGAAGUGUUCGUGCUUGUGUCCCUUAAGUUCCCUGUUGCAUGAGCCUGCGACAGGACCUCACCCCCACCACCAGGCUUCUAUUUGGGAUUCACGUCAGUAUUAGUAUCGUAGCUACACCAAGUUCAGGCUUCUCUUUUUGUUUUUUUACCUAGAAAUUGGGCUCAGUGGUCUUCAACUUGAGGAUGAGGGUGAUUUUCCUAAGAAAUCAGCAAAGAGGGAAGGCAGGGACCCUGCAGAUUCACCAAUAUAAACUAGCUGCAGGGAUUUCAGAGCCCUUGGGACCACUCCGUCCCCUUAAUAGCUAAGUUCUCCUGGUUCCUCCGAUCUUACAGGCUCAUCCAGGUUCCAAAGUGCUUCUGUCUCUGUUUUGAUUCUCCAAACUGCUCUGUGAUGUACGUAGGGAUUAUUCUCCCCACUUAACAGAAAGUAGUGUCUUGGAGAGGUCAAGGGUCUCUAGUUCAAUGGCCAGUCAUAGCAGAAGGGAGGCCAAGCCCCAGUCCAUCACCCCUCCCAGGCCAGCCUCUGUAAGUUGGCCAUACUUGGGGAGUGAGUGUGAGUAUGACUUUACCUUCCUGGUUAGUUCUUACUGUUUGAGUCAAAACCUCAUCAAUAUAUCAUUGACUCCUGGGUUCCUCAGGUCAUUUCCUAAUAUCUGUCCCUAUCCAAUGCCUCUAUUUUUUCUUGAAAAAAGGACCAAAAAUUAUUUUUAGCUAUGACAAGGCACAGGCCACGUGGCCCCUGAUGGUGUCCCUGCUGGUUUUCAAUUCUCUGAAGCCUUGUGUAGCUUUCAGAGCACACGUAUCCUAAUUACCCUCCUCUUCCUCAGCAGAACACAUUUGAGAUUCUAAAUGGAUACUGUUAGUCUCUAAAGUUGCAGUUAGAAACUAAAAUAAUGUUUUUUAAUAUGUAAUAUGCUCCUCUUGGCUAAUUUUCUUUUGACUUUAACGUGCCAAUGUAACUUCCUUUAAAGGAUCUAUGCAUUUAUUAAAUCUAGAAAACUAUAUGUACACUGUAGGUGGAAAAUUCUCUUUUUUAACUAAAUAUUUUUCCAUCACAAGUUUAAAGAAUUGCAUGAUUAAUUAGGCUUUCAUUUUUAAAUUACGCUUUCAUCACUACGCAGGAUUACUUUAUUUUAUUCCCAAAGCUCAUUAGCAUGGGAUAAUUACUCUGCUACAGAAAUAGGCAGUUUUAAAAAAUGAAUUUAGCUCUUCUCAUUGGGGGCAGAAAAGAAAAAAAAAACACAAACCAUUGCACUCAGAUGGAAAAUGCCUAUAGACACAGGAGCAGGUGGUUCCUGUGGACUUCUGGUUUGGAAUUUUGCCUCACCAGGUUCAAGUGUGGUUAGGGUGGAAGGUGUCCAGUAUCUUGAGAACCUGGCCCUAGAGGAAGGUUCUGGGUCAGCUGCAAUGAGAGACUGGUGAUAAAGGGCACGAUGGGCAGGACACAGUCCUCGCCUUAACCACCCCAUCCUUCCUAUUACCCACAGUCUGCUGGCCUUCAUGCCUCUUCCCCUUGUCACCUGUGUCUCCUCCUUAUGCACAGAGCUGGCUGCCCUUCUGAAUUUUCUUUUCUCUUUUUUUUUUUUUUGAGACAGCAUCUCACUCUGUCACCCAGGCUGGAGUGCAGUGACGCCAUCUUGGCUCACUGCAACCUCCGCCUCCUGGGUUCAAGCAAUUCUCGUGCCUCAGCCUCCUGAGGCUGUAGCUAGGAUUACAGGCGUGCGCUGCCACACCCAGCUAAUUUUUGUAUUUUUAGUAGAGAUGGGUUUUCACCAUGUUGGCCAGGCUGGUCUCAAACUCCCGACCUCAGGUGAUCCACCCACCUUGGUUUCCCAAAGUACUGGGAUUACAGGUGUGAGCCACCGCACCCAGCCUGCCCUUGUGAAUUUCCACCUGCUCCUUACCCCUCACCUGUUAGGACUGUUUCUUGCUUUUGCCCCUGUCGGUCCCCUGCCUUAACAGACCCAAGCAGCUGAUAAUGCACCAAGCUUCCCUGACCAGGUGGGGUGUGUGUAUCACCCAAGGGUAGUCCUGCAGACCCUGACCAAAGCCCGUUCCUGGGUGGCCCAGGGUCCAGGUUUCUUCCACCUGCUCUUCCCUGUUAAUGGGGAUUUGCAAGCCUAAUCGCAUCAGCAGGAGCCCAUCUCUCAGAGAAGCCCGACUCCCCAAGCAGACCGGGAUUUCGGGAAGGGUGUGGGGGGUGUCGUUGCUGGAUACCCGUCUUUCUGCCUGUCCUUUCUCCUCUCUGAAUCCUGGGGCCCCUCUCCCUCCUUAAAGCUGGGGUGGACAGAGGGGCGGGAGAGGGACAGGAAAGGAUCAGAGUUCAUCCCCCCUGGGAAAAAGCAAGAGCGAAUGAAUUCCAGCGCCAGCGGCUGAGGCUGCCUUCCGUGCCUUCCCUCCAUGGGGAUCAGGCGAGUGGGGCUUAGGAAACUGGAACUGGGAAGGUUCUGUUGCCACACUUUGGAACUUUCCCCCUGGGAUUCAGCAGUUGAGAAGCAGAGACCUUUCUGCCCUGGGUGAAUGGGUCCUUUAGGGAGGGGUUGGUCUUUUGUCUCACAUCCCCAUCUUUCCUUUCCUUCUGGGCCAUGCUUCUCCCUGGCUGGAAAAAUGUGGCUGUGCUGUCCCUGUGAUCCACUCUCAGCAAAUGCGUGUGACUCAAAUAAACAAAGAACUUACCUGUUAGAGUGAAAAUCCUCAGGAGAUUGUACCCAAAUGCCAUGCUUUAAAUAUUCAUGGUCUCUCUAAUGCCCUCCAGAUGUGAUUUCCAUGGGAACCAUCCUCCGCUGGGGGCAGUUAGCAGGAGUACGUGGGGCACGUGAGGUGGUCCUCCUCUCAGCACACCGUGCCCAUAGAAACUUCUAGAAAUUUCUGAAAAUGCUCUGUGGGCAGCUCUUGGGUGGCAGUAAGUCCAUCAACCCCCACCUACCCCUGAGCCUGAAGCGCUGCCCUUGCUCUCUCUUUAUGUGUGUGCACCUGAAGGAUUUCCUGGUCUCUGCAGCUCAUCCUGUGAGCCCCUCAAGCACAAAGCCUCCCUUGGGGCUUCUCAAAGCAUGGAGAGGGGCCCUUCCUGUCCUUUGGGAAAAUCUUCCCCACUGUGUCAGUUAUAUGGGAACAAGAGUGAGGGGGUCUUUCUCUAGGCCUGUGCCACAGGACAGAGAACACGGGAUUCUGCUGUUCGCUUUGAGCCACAGCCUUUACCAGCCCGGUUUGUGUAGGGGGCCCCUUCGCCUUGCUGCAAAGAGCUGUUCCCCAAAGGGCAUAUCCACACGGAACAGGUUUUAAAAAGGCUUUUUUUUUUUUUUUUUGAGACAGGGUCUCGCUCUGUCACCUAGGCUCGAGUGCAGUGGUGCCAUCUUGGCUCGUUGCAACCUCCACCUCCUGGGUUCAAGUGAUUCUCCCACCUCAGCCUCUCUGGUAGCUGGGACUACAGGCAUGCACCACCAUGCCCAGCUAAUUUUUGGAUUUUUAGUAGAGAAGGAGUUUCACCAUGCUGGCCAGGCUGUUUUUGAACUCCUGACCUCAAGUGAUCCUCCCACCUGGGCCUCCCAGAGUGCUGAGAUUACAGGCGGGAGCCACCACACCUGGCCAAAAAAAGGCAUUUUGAUUUAGGUUGCUGUGUUUGCUUGUUGAUAAAGAAAACUCAAUUGGGACACUAGUUUUGUGCUCAGCUUUAGGCUGGGUAGCUAAUGGGAGGAUGUCCAGCCUGUCACUGUGCUCCCAGCGCAAGGAAAUGGGUGCCCACCCGGAAUCAGGAGGAGGCUUUUCCCUCCCGUUCUGCAACCAGGGUGGAGCUAUCUUUCCAGGGAAGCCAGCUGAGAGGUUUUAGGGCUUUGGUUAUUUUAUAGGGGUUUUAAACCUCCUAACUUUUCAAUGACAAAUGGCUCCCAGGUGCCAUUGUCUCUGUUAAAUCCUCAAACAUUCACAAGCACACACUGCCAGGGGCACGGGUUGUCUUUCGCCUACAUGUUUCUAAGGCUCUUUAUUCAAUCUCACGGUGUCAGUGUCCAGUUGUCAAAGUUAUUAAUCUUCCUCCUGCUUCUUAACAGGGCUGACAGUAUACUUUAGUCUAGGAACAUGUCUGCUGCUGGCCUACCCUGGUACCAGGAUUUGAGGGCCACGGGCGGCAUCUCUGAGAGCUGAAAAUCCACACUGUGCCUGUGGGAAAGUCAAGCCCUUGGCUGUGUGGCUUUUCUAUCCCUUGGAUUUACAGGUCUGGGAAUUGGCUGCUCCUUAGUUAUAACCCCAGUGACAAAUGCCGGCUUAAGCCACACCUAUGCCCACUGUUGCUAGAAUUCAAACAGUUGCUUUUUUUUUUUUCUUUUUGAGAAAGGGACUCACUCCGUUGCCCAGGCUGGGGUGCAGUGGCUCGAUCACAGCUCACGAAAGCCUCAAACUCCUAGGCUCAAGUGAUCCUCCUGAAAAGUAGGUAGGACUACAGGCACAUGCCACCACAUCCAGCUAAUUUGUUUUCAUUUUUUUUUAGAGACAGGAUCUCUCUGUGUUGCCCAGGUAGGUCUUGAACUCCUGGCCUCAAGUGAUACUCCUGCCUUGAACUCCCAAAGUGGAUUACAAGCGUGAACCCCUGCACCCGGCCCAAGCAGUUGUUUCUUUUUUUUUUUUUUUUUUGAGAUGGAGCCUCACUCUGUCGCCCAGGCUGGAGUGCAGUGGCACGAUCUCAGCUCACUGCAGGCUCCGCCUCCCAGGCUCAUGCCAUUCUCCUGCCUCAGCCUCCCGAGUAGCUGGGACUACAGGCACCCGCCACCACGCCCAGCUAAUUUUUUGUAUUUUCAGUAGAGACAGGGUUUCACCGUGUUAGCCAGGAUGGUCUCGAUCUCCUGACCUCGUGAUCCGUCCACCUCGGCCUCCCAAAGUGCUGGAUUACAAGCGUGAGCCACCGCGUCUGGCCAAGCAGUUGCUUCUUAUGCAAUAUGUUGGUUGGGACUUGUCCAUGGACGAGGCCAAUAAAAUUCUUAAUCCUGCAGAGAGUCAGUACCCUCAUCACCCCAUCACUGGAAAACAAAUGUUUUAAGCUAUCAAGAGAGGGAAUGUGCAGCUUUUGGUUUCUAGAUGCAUGGUUUGGUGUGAUCUGCCUUUGUGCCUAAAGGGAAUGUCCCAAACAACAGAGCCUUCUUUGCUGUCACUCCAGAAUUCUCUACACAGAAUUUCCCAAGUCCAUUCAGGACAGACACGCAGUCCUCUUUCAAUGGAAGAAGAGAGGACUUUUCCCCUCCUGAAAAAUGACUGGAGUGUGAACAAGGCAGCUCUGUUUUUCCAAAUAAGUUGUUCUUGUGAGUUUUUUCUGGCCACUGGGCAUCUCUGCCCUCACCUUUCAUCCCUGCCCUCUAAGCCACAGACCCCAUGACCACACUGUCUGCUUCCUUGAGCCUCCUGCACGAGGCUUGGACCUGGGGGACCUGGAGACCCUGCGGACAGAACUGUGGCUGAGCCACUGUGGCCAACUCUUGGGGAGCUCCACAGUGGGGGUUGCUGGUCUGUGAGGCUGAGUCUCCAUUUCAGAGCACACACUCCCUGGCAGGGCGCCUCUGCCUGUGUCUCCUGCCCAGCAGCCGCCAGCAGGGAAUAGUUGCUGGUGUCUGAGCACAAAGAGAGCUUUGAUUAUCUAGAGAGGAAAAAGGCUGUCAGCCAGAUGCAGCCAGGCCCAGGGGUAGAUGCAGGAGUUGCUAUAAGGAAGGGGCCGAGCCAGGAGAGGCCAGGCAGAUCCACAAAGCCCAAGGGGAUGCAGGCUGGGUGUGGUUUCUGAGGGAACCUACAAAAUAGCAGGUAGAUGGAAUCAGAGGACUCUUGUGUCCUAAAAGAACCUCCUUAAAAACAGCUAACACCAAGAACUUCUGGGGCUGUUCACACAUUGUUCAAGUCACCCCAAGAUCGUUCUGGCACGCUGAGCUGAACACCGCCAUCUUUGUUCAUUCUCUCUCUAAUGGGCAAAGCAGGAUCAUCGAGUUGAAAAGUUGUAAAUAAUGAGUAUAUUUAUCCCGCUAUUUAUUUUUUCAAUAACUGUGACCUCCUGCACUGCGAAUGCUGUGUGACAUGAGAUUCUUAGUUUAAUAAAACUGUCAUUAAAUUUGAAUGAAUUGAUAUUAUUGGUUACUGAACACUGGCAUGAGUUUAUUUUUAUUGUGAAGAAAAAAAUCUACAGCAAAUCUAAACCUUUCUAAGAAAUCUAGCAGUCAGUAUUGUAAUGCAAUAUAUCAAAAUCUGUACACUGUCAAUAAAAUAAAUGAGCACAAGUUGUCUUUCCCUAAAUAGAGCUUCUAUUCACGCUUUAAUAGACACACACAUAUUUGUAUUUUUGAAAGAA
This is a messenger RNA of Pongo pygmaeus (Bornean orangutan), 10250 nucleotides long. RefSeq names its product solute carrier family 24 member 4 (gene SLC24A4). Lineage: Eukaryota; Metazoa; Chordata; Mammalia; Primates; Hominidae. Gene Ontology annotation, cellular component: plasma membrane. The transcript is spliced from 17 exons. The record is from RefSeq and is a predicted model, not a curated record. Bases 668 to 2479 code for a protein of 603 amino acids. Gene Ontology annotation, biological process: sensory perception of smell; intracellular calcium ion homeostasis; calcium ion transmembrane transport. Gene Ontology annotation, molecular function: calcium, potassium:sodium antiporter activity; calcium channel activity.